Messenger RNA from Penicillium vulpinum, 702 nucleotides. RefSeq lists its product as uncharacterized. Gene Ontology annotation, biological process: protein polyubiquitination; proteasome-mediated ubiquitin-dependent protein catabolic process. The transcript is spliced from 3 exons. The record is from RefSeq and is a predicted model, not a curated record. Gene Ontology annotation, molecular function: ubiquitin conjugating enzyme activity. The annotation marks the transcript as partial. NCBI's taxonomy places the organism in Eukaryota, Fungi, Ascomycota, Eurotiomycetes, Eurotiales, Aspergillaceae.
AUGGCGGAACGCAUCCUCAUGAACGAAUUCAAGACCCUUCUCAAAGAGAAGUGGGUUCACGUCCAGUUGCACGAUGACGACAUUUUCAACUGGGAUGUCGCUUUGAUCAUGAUCAACCCGGACUCAAUGUACUACGGCGGAUACUUCAAAGCCUCCAUGACCUUCCCGUUCAAUUAUCCCUACUCUCCUCCCAAGUUCCGCUUCCUGAAGCCCCUCCACCACCCGAACAUCUACAGCAAUGGCAAGCUUUGCAUCUCCAUUCUCCACGCGCCUGGCGAGGAUUCGAUGUCCGGUGAGCUUGCCUCGGAGCGCUGGUCCCCUGCCCAGCGGGUUGAGUCGGUUCUGAUUUCCAUUCUUUCCCUGCUUGACGAUGCCGAGCCGUCCUCCCCCGCGAACGUCGACGCCGCCGUUAUCUUUCGCAAGGAUCCUGACCUCUAUCGCCGGAUUGCGAAGGCCGAUGUCCAGAAGUCUAAGCUCGAUAUUCCCGACGGCUUCGAGAUGCCCACCCACGCUUCUACCGUCCGUGAGCCUGUGGAGAAGGAAGACAUGGAAGAUGACGACUUCUGGGCCGAUAGCGAUGUCGACAGCGAUGUGUUCGGUGGCAGUGACUCUGACGACGAACUCGCCAUGGAACAGUCGAGCGGCAGUGAGCUAGAUCUGGACGAGCAUGAGUCGGCCGAUGAGGAUUCCGCAGAGACGAAG